Molecule: messenger RNA, 1443 nt
Organism: Rubroshorea leprosula
Lineage: Eukaryota; Viridiplantae; Streptophyta; Magnoliopsida; Malvales; Dipterocarpaceae
Source: the annotation of a GenBank genome assembly
GAGCACCCGGAGAGAGAGAUUUAUCUCCGAUGCCAUUCCCUGCAAAAUAUUUAGCGGGAAGCGGAAGAGUCGUGUCUGGUUGUUCAAAAGGUCUUUAGAUUAGACCGCAGUUUAGGGUUUUCCACUGCUCUUGAUCUUACUAACUGAUCUAUUUUCCGCUCUUGAUUGGAGUUUGGGGUUAGGAAAUUGAGAGCAGAACGUUUGCUUCUACUGUUGUGCUUGGAGUUAGAUUAUGAUGGGCAGAAAGCAUAAAGUGGAUAGUCAUUCUGGUUCAGAGAGUCCUUUUGCUUCUUCAAUAAGCUGGAGUUGUGUAUCCACUCCUGAUGGUACUCAGGAACUGAAUGAGACUACUCUUGACCAUGAGAACACCAGUGCUGUUGUUACUGGCUCAUUGAAAAAAGGUGUAUCAAGAAUUGUUGCUGGGGCUCUUGGGCUGCGUGAAAUCAGUUCUAUAGUUUGUAAGAAGUUGGAGAGUAAGGGAAGCACCACAUAUGCUGAGAUUGCUAAUGAAAUUGCUGCAGAGGUAUCUGAAAGGCACAACAAUGCAGGAGCUUCAUCGGAUAAGUUCCAUGAAAAUGUUCGGAGACGGGUCUAUGAUGCAUUAAAUGUUCUUGAGGCAUCAGAUAUAAUUACAAAAGAGGAGAAAGCAUAUCAGUGGAAGGGACUUCCCUCUAGGUGUUCAAUGGACUUAGGAAUGAUAAAGGCACAGCAUGUUAAUCUAACAACGAGGGUUCAAAGGAAAGCAGACCACUUGAAAGAGUUAGAAGAACAGAUAGCAGGUCUUGAACAUAUACUGUCAAGGAAUCAGAAGUUGUUCGAGAACCAUAAUGCACCUAGGGAAGGAUUUACCUUGCCAUUUAUGCUGGUUCAAACAAAACCACAUGCUACAGUUGAGAUUGAGAUCUCUGAGGACACAAAGUUAGUGCAUUUCGACUUUAACAGUACACCAUUCUCCUUGCACGACGAUGCUUUUGUUCUGAAGUUAAUCCGGGAACACCAAGAGGCAGGCGGCCAAAAUAUCCCUCGGAGUUCCAUUCAUUCAGGUUCAAGCUCUUGCAUCAAAUCAGUAGGCUUCAAACUGUGAAAUGGACAUAUGUUAACCAUAGGAAAUACAUGUAAAAUCAACACACAGCCGAGUAGCCAUAGGAAACAAAGAGGCAUAUAAUUCUAUGGUUAGUGUACACAACAGUGGAUUAUGAGAUUUUUCAAGGUUACUUUUGGAAUAGCAUCUUGUUCCUUCACAAUUUUUAUCUCAGAACUAGAAGGCCCGGCCCAAGAAUUGUUCCGGUAAGUGUAUCUGCGCGUCUCAAGGGACGCUGCGAUCGUGGAUUGCUGUACACCAUGGAAUCGGCACAGCCACAUCCAAGAAACGACUUUUUCUUUUUCAUGUAAAUUGCUUCCUAUCAUGUUCGUCUUUUUUUCCAUUAAAAAAAAAAAAAUCAU